CGACAGUGCGGCCAAGGACAUUUACCGCCUUAUCUCGCUUCGGCCUGACCACGGCAAAGGUCGGUCAGACACGCACCCCGCUCCACAGAUCCGGAGAUGCGUUGUUCCUCCCGCAAGGAACAGAGCUACUCGGGGCUGUAUGCAAUGGCGAUGCGGUUCAGGUAUACCUAGGCAACCUUGCUUGCCCCGUACCUGUGGGGGCAUCCUCCACUUCCCUGCAUCGUAUCUGACCCAUGCCGGCCUCGCCCCACACCGAGAUAGCUCCCAGAUACAGAUACCGAUACCGCUUGACCGAUUCCACCCAGUGAGCUGUAUAAGACCACCUCCGUCGAGGCACUCAUACAUCUCCCCCACCUCCGCAAGCAAACACCCUAGCCCACUCCUUUUCCCCACCCUACCCUGCCCCCCCAGUACCCAAGAUGAGCCGCACUGCGUCCUUCAACUCAAAGACAGAAGACAUGGGUCCAUCCAACGGCAAGGGCGAGGUCACCGUCGCAUCUCUCUCCAAUGAGGAAGGCGCCGUGCAAUCCACUCAGCCUCGAGGCUGGAAGGGCUUCUACCGCUCAACACUCUUCCAGGUCCUCGUCGUCUCUGCCCUCGCCUUCUGUGGACCAGCCAUGUCCGACGCUGUCCAGAACCUGGGUGGAGGAGGUAAUGCUACUCCUUGGGCUGCCAACGCUGCUACCGCCGCCUCGUACGUGGCAGUCUUUGCUGUCUCUCUUUUCGGUGGUCCCCUCGCGAGCCGCCUUGGUGUCCGGACUCUUCUCAUCUUCGGUGCAGCUACCUUUUCCAUCAAUGGCUCCUCGUACUACGUCAACUUGAAGUACAAGGUGCAGUGGUGGUUCGUCCUGGGCAGGACCAUCUACGGUCUUGGAUUCGGUGCUUGGUACGUCGCCGAGGCUGCCAUCAUCUUGAGUUAUCCUGAGGAGCAGAAGAGAGGACUAUACCUGGCCAUCUGGGUCAUGUCUCGCAAUCUGGGCCAGCUCGUCGGAGGAUCCAUCAACCUCUCUCGCAACAUCCACAAUGCCAAGGCUGGCAGUGUCAGUCUCUCGACGUACCUCAUCUUCCUCAUCAUCGAGUGCUUGGGUUUCCCCAUUUCUUUCCUCAUCUCCCCCGCCAACAGGGUCAGGAAGACGAACGGAGCUGGAGUCAAGCUCGCGCCAAAGCUGUCGUGGGCCGAGGAAUUCAAGCUCCUGGGUCAGGCCAUGAUGAUGAAGAGAAACCUACUGCUAGGCGUCUACUUCUUUUACUCGUACUUCUACGGUGGUGUGCUGGGCACCUACCUUUCCACUCACUUUUCUGUCCGAGCUCGAAGCUUGUCCACCCUCUUGGUCCCUCUGGGCGUCAUCGUCGUCGUCUUCCUCCUCGGUCAGUUGCUGGACAUGCAGCGCAUCAACCAGCGCAGGAGGGCGCAGAUCGGCUUGGCGGUUGUGAUGCUUCCCACCCUCGCCGCCUUCAUCUGGAUCACCAUCAACCAGUCCAUCUACAGCAAGCACCCCACUGGCUCACUCGACUGGACCUCUUCAGGAUGGGCCAAUGCUUACCUUCCCUACUACAUCCUUCAGCUCACCGGCUACAUGUGUCAGACCUACAUCUACUGGCUCAUCUCCUGCUGGUCUUCAGACGUCACAGCCAAUGCUCGUCAGGGAGGUCUCUUCCGAGCAGUCGAAGCCGCAGGUCAGGCCGUCUCCUACGGUCUGAACUCAAAGGUCAAGAAUCUCUCCAUCACUCUCGGAAUCAACUUUGGGCUCUGUGUACUCGCACUUCCUGGCGUUCUCAUGGUGGCCAUGUCCGUUCCUCUCUACAGAUCCGACGCCCAACAGGUCGCUGAUGGCCAGGUAGAGGGUACGGAAUUGGAGCGAGAGGACGGUGACAAGUGAAGAGGUGGUGGUGCCCAAGAAGCGUCUCUGUUCUGUUGCGUUGCAUCUCUCUGUGUACUAGUCCUUGUAUGUUAUAGUGUUCAUUGUCCUGAAAUUGUUGAAAGUUAUAAUGUUCGUCAUCUCUAC
Microstroma glucosiphilum is the source of this 2006-nucleotide messenger RNA. RefSeq names its product MFS general substrate transporter. NCBI's taxonomy places the organism in Eukaryota, Fungi, Basidiomycota, Exobasidiomycetes, Microstromatales, Microstromataceae. Gene Ontology annotation, biological process: transmembrane transport. The record is from RefSeq and is a predicted model, not a curated record. Gene Ontology annotation, molecular function: transmembrane transporter activity. The coding region runs from base 420 to 1880 and encodes 486 amino acids. The transcript has 3 exons.